AACGCAACGCGGUCGAAGGACCCGCUUGCGUUUCUCCACCCACAACGAACGUUCCAUCCCGGCGGACUCCACCACUGCCAUGUUUGAGACCUGGUCGUGGAUGGAAAGUCAUUCCGCGUCUGCUAGCAUAUUGGUUUUACUGUAACGAUGUACUGAAUUUUUAGAUGCGGACUUUUGACUUUCUUAUCAGACGUUAGGCGGGACGGAGAUUGCAUCAUGUCAGCUAACGCACAAGAUUUUGAAUUUGAAUACGACAAACCGGGUGCUGAGCGUUCACGGAGAAGAAGGGGUGAAGAUGAUACUAUAGAGAGCGAUUUGGAAGAAGACCUGUUAGGAGAGGAUUGGUUAUCUAGUAAAAAGAAUCCCUCAGAAGUCUCAGAUGAAGAGCUGAAUGAUGACCUUCUUCAAAGUGAUGAUGAGGAUGCACAUAUGGGUGAACAGCACGUCAAUGCCACAUACAACAUGGGUACAUCAUAUGAUGAAGACGGCAACCUUCAGGAUAUAGACUACACAGAUGAUGUUAUGAACCUGGGUGUAGAAGGCUGUGAAGAAGGGGGUGAGGGGGUGUACCAGCAGGAGGAAGAAGAGGCAUAUACUGAAGAAUACAACCAAGAAGACAAUCCGGACAUCUCUGAGGACCAGAUUGAGUACACUGGAGACCUAUGCGAGGAUGACAAUGGGUACCAAGAUGAAGUGCUGGACAUUCAAAUCAAUGAACCUAUAGAUGGUGAAUUUCAAGAUGAAGAAUACCGAACAUCCUAUGGGGAGGAGCCUCUUCAUAUGGAUGGCAUUGCUCAGGAGGAAGAUGCUGAGGAGAAUGUUGGUGAAGAACUGCAAGGCCAAGAGGCCACCGACCUGGACAGAGGUGGAGUCUAUGACACAGAGGAGGGGGAAAAUGAAACUAUGCUCCACGACGAAUCAAAGGAGGAAUCAAACGAGGAGGAGGAGGAAGACGAAGAGUCUGGCCGACUACGGUUCAAAUCUGAGAGGAAGGACGGUGCUAUCGAGCGGUUGGCAGAUGCAAGCAAUAAAAGACGGAACAUUCCUGACAAACUAGAGCUGUCGGAGAAAGCCAAGAAAGAUUUAAUGGAGUUUGAAGAGCAAGAGCGUCAGAAGAGACAAAACCGCUACGGAGGCCGAGGUGGAGGACGAGGAGGAAGAGGAGGCAGGGGCAGAGGAGGCUUCCCUGGUUUUGGAUCGUCAGAUUUCAGAGGAGGGAAAAGAGGUCGAAUGCAUGAGAUAAUGCCUCCACUGAUGGGAAACAUGAACAUACAGCCAUCUUCCCGAAUGCCGCCCCCCCAUCAGCACCAACUUCCGUCCCAUCAGCACCAUCCGUCACGUCCAAGAGGGCCUCAUCCCUUCCAGGAUCACGGGCGUCCCCUUCCCCAGCAGUCUCUCCAGCCUCUCAUGCCCCCUCACAUGGCACAUCGCUCCCCGCCACUGCGGCCACAGAUGGAUACGUCCCCAAGAAUGAUGAGCUCGCCCCCACCCAACUUCCCUCAGCAUCACCAGCAGCAGCCUCCACAUUCUAAAAACAUCCACAUCAACCCCCACUUCAGAGGACCUUCACAGUCAUCUGUACAAGUGCCCUUGAUGCCUCCUGCUCAGAGCCAGCCCAGACCUGCUGUGGGUCCUCAGAGGUUCCCAGGACCAGGAGACUUCCAGCAGCACUUGCCAGGUAAUUUUGGUCAGCCCCAGCGGCCCCCUCAUCACAUGGAGCCCUUGAGAAGCCAGUCACAUCAAGCCCCCCAAGACAGAGAGCCCAUGUUUAUGGGAGAGCGUGUGGAUUCAGUGCGAUUUCCAGGGCAGCACAUGUUUGAUCACCAGGGUCCCGGCCCUCUCCUGAACAGCGGUAACAGCCUCCACCACCAGCAGCUGCCAGGCCAGGGCCAUAUGGGCUUCGGGCCGCCAAGACCAUCCUUCAACCAGCCGGGCCAAAGCCCACUAGGACUCUUUCAGAGAGAACCCUCUCGACCCAACCUCCCUCCCCACCAAGGUCACCAGGGAAUGGUCAACUUCAAUCAGCAGGGCGGUCCCCCAAACCAGCCUAGAUCUUUCAUGGGCCCUCGUCAACCAUUUGGCCAGCAGGGGAACAUUUUUCCUCAUCCACAAGUUCAGUUUGGGAUGCAGGUACGACUAAGAGGUUUAAUGCCUGGCCCUCCUGUCUCCCCGCUUCCACAUCACGACCCACUGUCAUCCCAUCCCAUGCACCAGCAGCACCACAGGCAAGAGUUACCACCUCAUCAACACCCACAGGUACAUCUCGGAGAACCUCUACCCAUGAUGCAUCAUGGCCAGAAUCCUUUCCAUCAGCCACAUGCCCAUGGCAGCCCCAGACAGAUGCCCGGACGCCCCUCGAACGCCCAAGUGCGCGGCAUGUCCAACAGGCACAGAAUGAGCGCACCUGCCUCCAAACAGAUGCAGCAGCGCAACAGUAACCUGCGAGAGCUCCCUGUAGCGACGAACACAACAAACAUGAACAGCUCCCGCCCCACACAAGGCCCCGCCUCCUCCACUGCCAACAUCAAGACUGUUGCCAGGACAACGCAGAGGAGUUAUCCUGGGCAGACCCCUCAACCGAUGUCUGGCGUCAGCAAAGGAAGAGGCCAAGCUGUUGCCAAGACUGAACCUCAGCCUGCAGGAGCAGGCAAGCCGGAUGUUCGCAUGGAAGUCCAAAGCACACCUUUAAGCACUACACAACAGGAUCCCAAUGAAGACGAGGAGACUCGGCAGUAUCGUCUUAAGAUCGAGGAGCAGAAGCGUCUGAGAGAGGAGAUUUUAAGAAGGAAGGAAAUGCGAAGACAGAUGCAGGCUGGUGUCAGAAAGAAGGAACUAUUGGAAAGGCUUAAUUCAAAGACGAACACGCAGAGCCAAGGCACUGCUCAGACACAAGCUCAGCCAAAUCAGCAAAUGCAACACCCCGUACAACAACAACAACAACAACCGCUGCUACAGGCGGAUCAAAAACGGCCACUGCAGCAGAGACAGUUUCCUCAGCAAAUGCAACAGACCUCAAACCAAACACCAAGAACUCUCAAUCAAGACAACAGCAUCCCCCCCAACAGUGGCGUUCAGAUUCCAGCCUCCCGUCCGAACGUCAAGGAGCGUCUGCAGCUGGGGAAGAGUACCACACAACAGAACCCUGUUCCUGGUUCCGAACCGCAGUGGAAGCAGCACCAGCAGAAUCAACAACAGGCACUGCAUCCGCAACGAAGGAACAGCAUCCUGCAGGGUGUCAACAGACCUAACGCUGAGCCUCCGUCCAUGCAAACGUCACAAAACAUACCCGUCACUCCUUCAUUGAACCAAGGCCCGGCCCAGACCCAGGGACCCAAACCCGGAGCUAAAAGGACAGUGAUGCAGCGAGCCAGAACCACCAGCACUGAAGGCCAGCAGGUGCCACAAAAAGUUAGAGUCGUCAAACUUUCAGGACUGAGUGGAAAGGGGCUCGAGGCCAACAGCAGCCUGGUGCAGCAGCAGGGUAACUGGGAAGGACCUCCACUCAACCAGGGCAUCCAAAGGAUGGUCACUAUAGUGGGGCAGCAGCAACAGGGACCAGGCGGAGCUCCGCAGGCUAACCGUGUGGACAUAAGCAACCAGCAGCAAGGCAGGGUUGUUGUGUCUGGUCGGGGGAGAGGAAGUGGAAACGUGGGUCGAGGUCGUCCGGUUUCUGCCAGGCAGACCCAAAGAGAAGCAGAGAACCAGCGCCGUACGGUGUCCAUCGAGGGCCUCUCAACAUCCACCACUGAAUAUCAGUUGAAGAACCUGCUCGGAUCAAUCGGUCCCAUUGAGAUGUUCAAGUUGAUUCCUCAGCAAAGAAAAGCGGUUGCCAAGUUUGCCAAUCCUCAGCAUGCACUGAAUUUCCAAAUGAGCUUCCACAGACGUGAUUGUGAUCGACCACACAGGCACAUGAUUGACCUGUCCCACAUCGACGUCUCCCUGAUCGAUGGAUGAGGACCACAACAGAGUCGGGCGUCUUCUACAAGAACUUCCUGUCUCCUAACGUCUCGUUUUCAUCCCUGACGUUGGACGAUUUUGUCACCUCUUAGGAACAUCUCUGCACCAUUGAUCAAUCCCCCCUUCCCCCCCACUUGGACUAGUGAACAUUAGAAAAUGACUCGUAAGCAUGUACAUAUAUAUUCUUUGCCUGUCAAGGCUUUGUAUUUGUAAAUGCACUAAAUAGAGACUCUCAACAGUGAAACCUGCUUUGGUGGAGUUUGUUAAACAGUUUUUUUUUUUCCUUCCUUUUUUCCCUUUCCCUAGACACUUAAGUAUCAUGUAACGAUGACAUAAUGGUUGCUCCCCUCUGCUUGUAGGAUCAUGAAUGCAGAAGGUCACGUGAACAUCUUUCAAAUUUUGAGCUGGUCGUCUUUUCUAUUCUUGGACUUUAGUUGGAUUCCUGCAGGGAAAAGUAGAGACAGAAUUUGAGAAGCUUCUCUGUAGCAGUGUUUCUUCUGCCCUGUAGAUGGCAGUGUUUCCUCACAGCUGAUGGAAGCUGCUGCUUUCAGGCGAUGGGUUAAUGGCACCACCUAGUGGCGAGGCUGUGUGUGAUGGUUUAACCUCUAAGAUAGAAAAGGCUGUUGCGGGGAUUUUUACUGGUUUUGUUGUUGAAGGAUUCAAGAUUGGGAACAGAUAUUUUUUUCUUUUGGUUGUUCUUUCUUCUAGACUUCAAUAAGUAUUUUAACUGUGAAGCAGGAUCAGUUUUCAGCCUGAUUUUUGUUUGUUUUUUAGGUUAAGUUGUAUUUGGAGUCAGUGAAAAGAAGUCUAAGUUUGGUGUUGAUGUAUGGAGUGAGUGUGUGUAAAUACAGAAUUUGGUUUAUAUUGUUAUGGAAGAAAAAAACAUUUUGGUGCAAAAAUUAGUUAAAAAACAUACAUGUUCUAAAAGUAAUAAAUAAAAUGGAAGCAAAUGUCCUUAUAAAGCCAAUUGGUCUGAAUAAAUGUUGCAAAACAUUAACCAUAUAGGUUGAUAAAUUAGAAAAUGUCUCCCAGAUAAAGCAUGUCUUUCUUGAUCUCCAAAUGGGAGCAGUUCCAUUCAUUUCACUGUUUUCACACCUAAGAAUUAGCAUAAAAACACUAUUUACAUUUAUUCAAUUAGGUUUGCAUUCAUCAAACACUUCCUAUAGUUUGAGAAUAAUGGCCAUUUUCAAAUGUAAAUUAUUGUUCAAACGAAAAAGUUCCGACUUUUGUAUUAAAAAAAAAAAAGUGGAGGGGGCAACCAUUGUUUAAAAAAAGUGUCAUGUAAAUAAGUAGAGAUUUUUUUUCCCCUGUGUUGGUAACGUUGUAUCAAGCUAUUUUAUAUUUGAGUACAUGCUGUUGUGUCCAGACGGAAAUCCUUUUUAGGAGAGUUUGUCUCUAUUUUAAAGUAAAAUUUACCACAAAAGAAAGGAAAAAAAAAUCUGGACCACAUUUCUGUUCACCUUUGGAAAAAUUAAAGUUAAAAAAACCAUGCAAAAAAAAUAAAAAUACGGCCAAUAUACUGUGAAUAUGCAGGUAUGUGAAGCCGGUUAACUUUAGCCCGUGCUUGUGUGUCCACUGUCUUUACGCCGACGCAUCUUCAUUGUGUUUCUGCUGAUGUACUUGAUGGAAUCUGUUGGUUCACCUCACACACAAAAAAUCCCUUUGGAGGAAUGAUCCACUCUGGUUUUCAACUUUAUAGAAACACUGGAAACAAGCUGCUACCUCACAUUUUACAUGGAAUGCCACUGAAUUUAUUUAAUGUCACAAAUAUUUGAGAUUUGGGUUUAUGUGUGAUGACGCCUGGCGUUCACUAACAAACUGCACAAUUCAAGCAUAAUUCAAAUCCAGGUUGUUGUUUUUUUUUGACCAGUUAGGACAAAAAGCUGAAUUUAGACAGUAAAAGUCUUCAUUUUUGUCAUUUUAGCUAAGGUUUUGAGGCUGCUGCUUUCAUUCUUGUUUACGUGAUUCAUAAAUUUAGUGGCAUUUUCUUUAAACUUGAGUGAAUUCCAGUUUCUGAAACACCACAAAUCUCAAAACUGCCAAAUGGAGAACGUUCCAUUCUUUGUGCAGAACCCGACGUUGCAUGGUUUGAAGGUUUCCUGUUUGUAUGUUGCCGUUUUGUCGGAAGUGACUUCUUUAUGUUUUUUCCUCUUUUUGUUUUGAGUUGUGGAGAUGUUUUUCUUUUGUUUAUAGUUUUGAUUUGUUUUCUAUUUUGAACUGACAUUCUGUACCGGGUGUUUGUUGUUGGCUCAGUUGAGGUUCUUUACGGUAAAUCCUAUGGAUUUGAAUUUUAAGUACGGGCUUUGCCGGUGAUGAUGAUGAUGAUGAUGAUGAUGAUGAUGACGCGGUUUUGUGUCAUGAAACCAGAACAGAUUCACGUUGAAUCUCUUUGUACUUUCAGUGAAAGAAUGAUCAACAUGUGCUGUGAAUUCUCAUGUAGAAUCAAAGCAUUUAUUUAUAACAUUUAGUUUCUUUCUUCAGCUUUUAAAAUGACAUUUAACCUCAUCGAUCUUCCCGCCACAUGUGACUAAAUCAGAGUUUUUAAGGUAACUUUAUGGCUUUAAUGUUUCUGGGCUAUUAUGUGUGUUUAUUUUAUGUCAUUGCAUCAAAGAUGCCUCAAUCAACUCUAAUGUGUUUUAUUCCAUCAGGACUGUUUGCUGGAACAUUAAUGAUGAUUUUUGUGUUUUUACAGGACAAAUCCACCUUAAAGCAGUGACUCCAUCAGCUUAAAUCUGUUUUUUCCCCAACAACCUUCUUUAGUGGUUUGGCAUGUUUUUAUCAACAAAUAUUGCAAGAUUUCUCGUCUUGAAGACAUAGAAAUGCACACGCUUUAACAUUUAAUUCCCUUUUUGACACUUUGAGAAUAAAACGUACAAGAAGUUUCAGGUUAUUUGCACAAAUCUGGAAGAAUUAGGAUUAGCUGCAAAGGUUUGCUAAUUUACGAUGUUGUUUUGUACAUUAGUUCUUCAGAUAAGACGACUCUUUGUAAUUGAGUUGGUAAAGGCAUGCUGGACCAGUGAGGAGAUGGGUUGGUGUUGCAGUUUUCAGGUUUUCUCAUCGCUGACACCUGAAGGCAGCUCCAUGGACUGUUCUUUUUAACCCGUUUUUCCUGCAGAGGUGCUAACCUGAUGAUCGGAUGCUGCUGCGUCGUUCCCGCCUCCACCUUUUAACCCUUUUGUAAAAAUUAUUUCAGCGUCGCCGCCUCCAGCAAAGGUUUUGCGUGUUUUUUUUAUUUUUCCUCCCUGAACAGCUGCUGCUGCUGCUCCUGUUGUCCCCCUGACCCAAUAAUCCGUUUCAUCGCCUGUUCUUUUUAUUUUCCGAUGCUGUUGAAUCCACUUCUGUAUCCAGCAGGGUGGCCUGCCUGGAUUACCGUUCUUUGUUAGCCCAGUGGAUGGAGGUUUCCAUCUGUGUGACGACAGCCGGGGUCAUUGAGCAGACGCGUUACUCUAAAGCAAAGCCGCUUUAACAGCUUUCUCUGCACCAAAGGUCAUCCCAGCGUCUUGACAUUCGUUGUUGGUCGAAUUUUACAAAAAGACUCUUCCUGAUAUCGAACUGUACGGGAAACCAAACGACUGAAACUCGCUGCCUUUUUUCGAAAAGCAAUUGAUAUAUCAUCUGAUGUAUCAUUGAUGAUGUUUACUCUGUUGGAUUUUUCGGAAAUGUUUUCCAAUACUGUAACACGCUGUUGUGUGAAAACUAACAUUUUUGUACCAUUUUUCCUCAAAAAACUGUUGGAAAAUAAAAGAUGAGGAGCAAAAUAAA
Messenger RNA from Oryzias latipes (Japanese medaka), 7719 nucleotides. It is a transcript of the gene rbm33a, whose product is annotated as RNA binding motif protein 33a. The record is from RefSeq and is a predicted model, not a curated record. Gene Ontology annotation, molecular function: RNA binding. NCBI's taxonomy places the organism in Eukaryota, Metazoa, Chordata, Actinopteri, Beloniformes, Adrianichthyidae.